Molecule: messenger RNA, 2148 nt
Organism: Metarhizium album ARSEF 1941
Lineage: Eukaryota; Fungi; Ascomycota; Sordariomycetes; Hypocreales; Clavicipitaceae
Product: poly polymerase 2 ADP-ribosyltransferase 2
Exons: 3
Coding region: 1-2148 (715 amino acids)
Molecular function (GO): NAD+ poly-ADP-ribosyltransferase activity
Source: RefSeq, a predicted model, not a curated record
AUGCCCUCAACUCGAGGUCGACGGGCAGUCGCAGCCCCGGCAGCCGUCCCUACAACUCCCCUCCGAGACCAUCGCAUCGCUUUCUCUGGCAAGUUUCCCGGACACUCGCAUAAAGACCUCAACACCCUCUUCACAUCUCUCGGCGCAUCCGUGACCCCCUCGGUGAACGGCCGCAACACCCACCUCGUCUGUGACGAGAAGGACUUCCUCAGAAAGGCUCCUAAAGUCAGAGACGCCGAAGCCGCUGGUGUUUCGCUCGUCAGGCCAGAGUGGGCUGCUGAGGUGGCCAGGCUGAGGACAAACGUGGACCCCAGCAACUAUCUCUGGCCGAAAGAGCAACAAGAUCAAGCUGGCGACGAAGCUCUAGAGGCUCAUUCCCGUGCAGAUGGAAACAGAAAGAAGCGUUCAAUUGCCGUGGCCAACCCCAAUGGCAGUGACUUGGCCGAGGACACAGAUGACGGGCCCGCCCCCAAAAAGCCUAGAGGCCCGGUCGUCAAGCUCAAGGAUGAAGAAGCAGAAGUACGACAAGAAAAAGAUUCGGCCAAGGCCGAAACCAUUGAGGCAAAACUCAAGGAACUAUCCAGAGGCCAGUUUCUGAAGAAAAAGGACGUCAUCGUUCCCAUUGAUGAGCGUUGUCCCUUGCAGAACUGUGCCGUCUAUAUUGAACCGCGGAGCGGUAUGAUCUACGAUGCUUCUCUGAACCAGUCCAGCACUUCAAAUAACCACAACAAAUUUUACCGCUUACAGGUCCUGAUUCACGGCUCAAUUUACAAAACUUGGACCCGAUGGGGCCGCGUCGGCGAGAUGGGACAGAGUGCUAUUCUCGGCGACGGCUCCCUCGAUGAUGCCAAGAGACACUUUGAGAAAAAGUUUAAAGACAAGUCCGGUCUUGCCUGGAAGGACCGUACCAAAGAACCGAAACCCAACAAGUACGCCUUUGUGGAACGAAGCUACGAUGAUGACUCUGAUAACGGUGAGCAAGACGUAGCCGACGGCGUCAACAAGGAACGUGAUGAGCGGGAUAACAAACCUCCUGAAUGCACACUUCCCCAACCAGUCCAACAAGUCAUGGAGCUCAUCUUCAAUCAAAAUUUCUUUACCGCAACCAUGACCUCUCUCAACUACGACGCCGACAAGCUGCCUCUCGGAACGCUCAGCAAAGCCACCAUUUUGCGUGGCUUCCAGCAACUCCAGGACCUUGCUUCUCUUAUGGACAAUCCGACCCUGGCCAGCUCACAAUGGGACAUGACUGUCGCAGCAGCGACCGAACACCUUUCCAACACAUACUACUCCCUCAUCCCCCACGCGUUUGGUCGCCACCGUCCGCCAAUCAUAGACAAUGAAGCUCUUCUUAGGAAGGAAAUCGAGCUUCUAGAGAGUUUGUCCGACAUGAAGGACGCCUCCAACAUCAUGAAAAUCGACCGCUCAAAGGCCCGGACCGUCCACCCCAUGGACAGCCACUUCCAAAGCCUGGGCAUGGAAGAGAUGACACCCUUGGAUCACUCGUCGUCCGAGUUUGACCAUCUUCGAAGCUACCUUGACGGAUCCAAGGGCUCAACCCACGGGAUCAACUACAAGGUCUUCAACAUUUUCCGCAUCCGACGUGCCGGUGAAUCCGAACGCUUCAACGACUCGGAGUUCACCAAAAUCCCCUCUGACAGGCGCCUUCUCUGGCACGGCUCACGGUGCGCCAAUUUCGGCGGCAUUCUGAGCCAGGGGCUUCGCAUCGCACCGCCAGAAGCUCCCGUAUCGGGGUACAUGUUUGGAAAGGGUAUUUACCUUGCAGACAUGUCGAGCAAAUCUGCCAAUUACUGCUGCUCCUACAUUUCCAAUGCCCACGCACUCUUGCUCCUCUGCGAAGCCGAGCUGGGCGACCCUCUGCAGAAAUUGACGGAUGCGUCGUACACCGCCGGCGAGGAUGCCAAGAAGAGCGGCAUGUACAGUACAUGGGGGAUGGGCAGUACCGGUCCCAACAGUUGGGUGGACGCGGCGACGGUUCACGAUUCCCUCAGGGGUGUUAAAAUGCCCGACACAAAGAUAGCACCUGGUCCAACCAACAUCCAGGGCGCGUACCUCGUCUACAACGAGUACAUCUGCUACGACGUGGCCCAGGUCAAGCUCCGAUACUUGUUCCACGUGGAGAUGUAG